Ceutorhynchus assimilis (cabbage seed weevil) is the source of this 908-nucleotide messenger RNA. The record is from the annotation of a GenBank genome assembly. NCBI's taxonomy places the organism in Eukaryota, Metazoa, Arthropoda, Insecta, Coleoptera, Curculionidae.
AGGGGAGUGAUCUAGUUAUAAUAGAUAACCUCUCCUAGAGUGGUACCAGUUGCACCCCUGAGUGUAGACAGUGACUGAAUUUAAUUAUACAAAAUGAAAACUUUGCUCUGCGUUUUCUUGGUCAUCGGCGUAGUCCUCGCCGGUGAAAAAAAAGAAGAAAAGAAGGUUGAAGACAAAAAAGUCACCAAACGUGGAGUACUUGGACUAGGCAUCGCAGGUCACGGCAUCUUGGAUGGAGGAUUGGGUCUUGGCAGAGGCGUCGGCUUGGGAGGAAUCGGUUUGGGAUCCCUCGGAAGCGGUUUGGCCGUAGGAGCUGGCGGACUUGGAGGACUCGGAGGUGCCGGUAUCGGACUUGGAGGUGUCGGACUUGGAGGCGCUGGUAUUGCUGCUGGUCCAGCAGUUGAAUUGAGCUCUCACGCUCACACCCAUACCACCAUCACCAGAAACUUGGGAUUACCCGUAGCCGCUCCAGUAGCCGUACCAGUCGACAGGCCUGUAGGUGUUCCAGUAGGAGUCGACGUACCCGUUCCAGUCGACCGUCCCUACGGAGUACCAGUUGGCAGACCCGUCGCCGUUCCAGUAGACAGACCAAUUGGAGUUCCAGUUGACAGACCAAUCGCCGUCGAUGUACCUCACCCAUACGCCGUACCCGUAGACAGGCCCGUACCUGUAGGAAUCGCAGUACCUCAUCCAGUCGGUGUAGCCAGGCCCGUGCCAAUUGGUGUACCACACCCUGUCCCUGUUCUUGGAAAAGUUCUCGUCCACCACUAAGUAAUUAAAUAGAAUUUUUUUUUGUUUAAAAUUUGGUUUGUAAAAGUACACGGUACCAACAGUAAUGUACAAAAAAUAAUCGCUAUUGAGUCAUUGUAAAUACGUCUUGAAUAAAUUAUUUUUAAAUAGUUUCUUUU